AUGGCAACUGCAGCCAUCCCUCAACGAAUGAGAUCGGUCGUGUGUUACGGUCCAGGUGACUACAGAAUAGAGGAAGUAAAAGUUCCACAGGCUGGUCCAGGAGAAGUUCUCGUCAAGGUCUUGGCCGUAGGCAUCUGCGCUGGCGAUGCAAAAUGUUUCGCUGGAGCUCCACACUUCUGGGGAGACGCUAAACGUCCUGCGUACGUGCAGCCACCAAUUACUCCAGGACAUGAAUUUAUUGGAGUAGUAGUGGACCUUGGAGAAGGGUCUGGUAAGAAGUAUGGUUUGGAGAUUGGAGAUCAUGCUAUUUCUGAACAGAUUGUUCCUUGUUGGGAAUGCCGAUUCUGUUUCAGAGGAGGAUAUCACAUGUGUGCCCCACAUGAUAUCUAUGGAUUUCACCAGAGAUCACCAGGUGCAAUGGCCACUUACAUGAAGUAUCCAUCAGGAAGUAUUAAUCACAAAGUCCCCAAGUCUAUUCCCGCUUGGCAAGCUGCUUUCAUCGAGCCACUGUCGUGUGCAAUCCAUGCCGUAGAAUUAGGAAACAUUCAAUUUCAUCACACUGUCGUCGUUGCUGGUUGCGGCUCACUGGGACUGGGAAUGAUUGCAGCUGCAAAACAGAAAAACCCUGCAAAGCUUGUUGCAUUAGACCUCCUCGACUGGAAGCUGGAUGUAGCCAAAGAAUGCGGUGCUGAUGUUGUAUUGAAUCCUAACAAAUGUGACGUCACUGAUGAGGUAAGAAAGAUGACUGAUGGUUAUGGAUGUGAUGUUUACAUCGAAGCCACUGGGCACCCUGCCUCUGUAGUACAAGGUCUCCACAUGAUUGCAAAACUUGGCACAUUCGUUGAAUACAGUCUUUUCGGUAAGGACACAACAGUGGACUGGACAAUCAUCUCAGAUAUGAAAGAGCUUACUAUUCGAGGUGGACACCUCAGUCCUCAUUGUUAUCCAAAGGCCAUCUCAAUGAUCAGCAAAGGAGAACUUCCCAUGAAUAAAAUCGUUACCCAUAAAUUUCCACUUGAAGAGUUUCAGAAGGGCAUCGAUAUGGUCAACGACAGCUCAGAAUCGAUUAAAGUUGUACUUUUUCCAUAAAGGAUGCUGCUCACGAGUCGCGUUAUUUGUUCAUGUAUUUUAUAUGGUGGACAAACUUGCCAAAUUCCGGAAUGUUAAUUUUUCAAGAUAUAAAAUUGAGUGUC
Corticium candelabrum is the source of this 1193-nucleotide messenger RNA. Its product is annotated as erythritol/L-threitol dehydrogenase-like. Lineage: Eukaryota; Metazoa; Porifera; Homoscleromorpha; Homosclerophorida; Plakinidae. Gene Ontology annotation, molecular function: zinc ion binding; oxidoreductase activity. The transcript is spliced from 11 exons. The record is from RefSeq and is a predicted model, not a curated record. The coding region runs from base 1 to 1089 and encodes 362 amino acids.